AUGGGCGACACGGUGGAGCACGACGGGCUGCGGCCGGUGUGCGAGUCGUGCGAGGCUGCUGCUGCCUGUGUGGUGUGCGGCUCGUGUGGUGGCGCGCUCUGCCUCGCCUGCGACUCGGCCCUGCACCCGCCGUCAUCGCGGCUGAUGACUGCCCAUGUGCGGACAGCCAUUCCCGGACUCAAACCUGGCGGGGGAUCAUCGGUGGCGGCGGCAAUGGCGGCGGUGAUGGGAGUGGCGGCAGGGGCGGCUACAGGCGAUGGCUCCGGCCCGUGUCCGGCUCAUCCGCACCUUGAUGGCACCUACUACUGCAUGAGCUGUCCAUCGCAGACUGCGGUCUGCUCCGAGUGUGUGGUGCAUGGCGUUCAUGCGGCGCACGCUGUGGCGCUCGUUGCCGACGCUGCUGCUGCCAUUCGCCCGCAGAUCGAUGCUUCUGCUGCCUCCAUCCGCCUUGCUCUCGGCGGUGGCCAGUCGCUAGUCGAUGGCCUCCGCGCGAGGGCCACUGAUCAUGCGAGUGCUUUUGAACAGGCCGAGGCCGAGCUUGCGGCUGGCUUUGAUCGGCUUCGUGCCGCGGUUGACAAGGCGCAGGCGGCAGCGCUGAACCGGCUCGCCGGCGCCCGCGCCGAGCACCUAGCCUCGCUAGAGGUGCUCGCUGAAGAAGUGGCAGGCAAGAUGGAGGAUCUACGGGAGCUUGACGCCGAGAUCGCGGCAGCUUCUGAAGCCCCUGGUCCGCAUCGGGUGCUGGCGCUGUACGGCAGCGAUGUGGCCGGGCGGGCCGAGGAUCUCAAGGCGUACCUGUGUGAGCUGGCCGAGGACGCAGGCGACGCAUGCCACGGUGGAUCGACGGCGGCACUGAACGCCACGUUGGACGACAUGAGCGUCGACGUGUCGAGCGUCGAGGCGUUCAUCACCGCGCUCGGCACAGAUGGCACCAGUAGUGGGAGGACAAUGGCUGCUUCCGGCCUCGGCACCUCGCCGCGGCGUCGCGGGCGGCGGCUGUCGGUGACGUCGAGCCCGCCGCCGCGGCCACAGGAGCCGCGAGCGUCGCCAUUGGCAACGGUGCGGGCGCGGCGGGCAGUGGCGCUCGGCUCGCCGCCACGAGAAGCACACGAGCUAUCGCCAGCGGCCGCGCCGGUCCUCUCGCCUGCGCUCGCCCGGGCGGACGCCAACACCCAGCGGUUCCGGCGGCUGCUCGAUGGCUACGAGUCGCAGCAUCGCGGGCGGAUGCGAGAGCGGCGCGCGGCACGGCGUGCGGCGGCAAUGCAUGCCGCGCACUCGCCGAACAAGCUGCUGUUCAAGGGCUGAAGUCUGGAAGGGGGAGAGGAGA
Molecule: messenger RNA, 1324 nt
Organism: Thecamonas trahens ATCC 50062
Lineage: Eukaryota; Apusomonadida; Apusomonadidae
Exons: 2
Coding region: 1-1302 (433 amino acids)
Molecular function (GO): zinc ion binding
Source: RefSeq, a predicted model, not a curated record